Lytechinus variegatus (green sea urchin) is the source of this 2951-nucleotide messenger RNA. Its product is annotated as TWiK family of potassium channels protein 7-like. Gene Ontology annotation, cellular component: membrane. NCBI's taxonomy places the organism in Eukaryota, Metazoa, Echinodermata, Echinoidea, Temnopleuroida, Toxopneustidae. The transcript has 2 exons. The record is from RefSeq and is a predicted model, not a curated record. The coding region runs from base 950 to 2233 and encodes 427 amino acids. Gene Ontology annotation, molecular function: potassium ion leak channel activity. Gene Ontology annotation, biological process: potassium ion transmembrane transport; stabilization of membrane potential.
CAAGCUCUGGCAAUCAAACCAUAUCCAACCACAGAUGUACAUUUUCAAGAGAUGAGUUACUGCUUGACGAUCCUCUACCUAUUGCCCAAUACCUUCGCGUUUGCCAUUCUUUGCAUUCUCGAUCGCUAAUCCAUGUCGCUAAUGAUCUUUAAUAACCUCAGGCAGACCUAAUUCUUCGAUGAGAAUGUUGUGUUGGUUAAGUAUCUUGUCUCAGUAGUGUGCAGUCUGCGAAGGAAUCAAAACAUUGCAGAUACAGGCCUCCCAAGCUCACUCGCGUCCUUCUCAUCUUGUAUUCCAGCGACAAUCAUAUUAAUAAACUCUCGGGUAGACAACGAUUCAAAAGGCAAGAUAUACUUCAAAGAAAGCAUUAAACUCCCAGAGGGUACAGCACUGCCUGGGAGUGAUCUCCACUUACCGCUUCCCGCUUAGCUGCAAUUACUCAGAAGCAGACGGGAUCGUGUGACUUGGCGGGAAAAUGUUAUCAUAAUAACAAUGACAAGAUGGAAAGCGGCUCGUAAAUUAUCAGUACAUUGAAAUGACUCUACCAAGAACAUACAUGCAAUCAUCAGAGGAAGGAAUCCAAUAGAAAUAAUUACGCUUGUUAGGUGAUUUUUGUUUUUUUACACCUUUGAAUUACCUGUGAUAUACAGCGAUUUUGGAUGAGGAAUGUAUAAUACUGAUAGUUUGUUACUUGAGCUAUGAUGGAAAAGGGAUAGUGCGAUGCAAUAUAUUGUUGUUUUCAUUAAUUUGAAUUGGCUGUUGUAAAUAUUAUGGAAUAAAUAAUUUGGAGAAUUAGUCGCGUGCCAUCUUGGGCGUUCGUCUUUGACUAUACUACCCGUGGACAUGAUUACAUUUUCCUGUGGACAUUUGAAUUGCCCCGCUUUUUUUUGCUACCUGUUGAAGGUUCCAUUUCUUGUUUCAAACGCUUGUUGGAGGAAAUCCAUUUACUAUGGGUGACUACAACGUGAGGAACAGCUUCCCGUUGGAAGACUUUUACGAUGACAACGAAUUCGAAGCACCGCCUAAAUAUAGCCUAGUGGAAAAGAAGCAACCGGUGGUGGCUCAGGCGGUGAUCGUGGAGGAGCAGGUGGAGCCGAUGGAGGAGGAGCCCUUAGAAGAGGCACCCAGUGAAUUUGAAGAAGAGGAGGAACCACCCAAGGAGCCAUCCAUGCUCCGUAUUGUUCUCCAUCAUUGCUUGACCAACGGCGGACUCAUUAUCUUCCUUGUCGCCUAUACAUGUAUGGGCGCAGCUGUAUUCCAACGACUAGAGGCUCCUUUGGAAAAGUCCGAGUUCCUGAAGCUCGUCAUGGACAGGCAGACCAAUCGGAGUGAAUUCCUCAACAAUAUCAAGAGCCAACUUUCCUUGGCAUUUAGUGACGAAGCCACGUGGCGAGAAAUGACAAGUGAUUAUUUGGAGAGGUAUGAACACGCCCUCGGAGUCAUUGUUGUCGAAAAAGAGGAGAACCCACUUUCUAGUUGGAAUUUCUAUGGUUCUAUGUUUUUCGCGACUACAGUACUAACAACAAUAGGAUAUGGUAACAUAGCCCCGGUGACGGUUGGUGGCCGAGUGUUCUGCAUGGUGUACGCAGUCUUCGGGAUAGCCCUUCUCUUACUCGUGCUUGCCAGCAUCGGUACUCUCCUGGCCCGUGGGGCAACCCUUGGCUACAGACGCAUCCUCAGAUGGAUCAAGAAGAAACGCAGCAAGGACGAAACGGACGUUGUGACCUUCCAGCGUGAUCCACGAGCACAAGAGGUCAUCGACGAGGGAUGGAAGGGCGAUGACGGGGACUCGCAUAAGGUCGAUAUCCAAGGGAAAAACGGUGAGAGCGCCGGUGCGGUCGAGAAAAGAGAUUCAGCAACUGUUGAGGGCGAGGAAGAAAAGCCACCGGAAGCGGAAGCACAGAUUCCUCUAACUUUCAUUCUCGUGUUCGCUUUUCUCUACAUCUGUUUCCUGGCGUGUCUACUUCAAGCAUGGGAGGACCAGUGGAGCUACUUCGAAGCCUUCUAUUUCUCGUUUAUAACUCUGACCACCAUUGGGUUUGGUGACUUGGUACCGCAUCACCAAAAGAACCUGCUGGCAUGUACCUUCUUUAUUCUCCUCGGUAUGGCCAUAAUGUCAAUGUGUAUUGCUCUUGCCCAGGAGAUGAUUAUCCAGAAGGUAGCGUGGCUCAGUAAGAAAAUUGGUGUUGCGUUUGCAAGUCACAAGCAGAGAAAAGGCGACGAUUCGUCGUAACAUCAAGCCUAGAUGUUUGUACAUCACCAUCACAAUGCCUUUGGACAGUUUAACUCAUAAUGAGGAUUGAUAGCAGAUUAAAAUUUCAGUUUGUAAAUCAUCCAAUGGCUUUUUGUGUGUUUUGUGUAGGAUUAAGACGUCCGAAGUUCAUUACAUUGAAGUGCCUCGAUGACACUGUUGAAAACAGAACGAUGCGCCGUGCACUAUGAUUCCGUCGUAGAGACUGUGUGUAUAUAGGGGACCUACGAUUCAAAAGGGGAGUUGUAGGUCGAACAACAUCGGGCACCUACGUCUAACUCAACACGCGCAAAAUAGAAGAUGAUUGUACCAGGAAAAUAUUCCCAACACCCACAAGCUUUGUUCUGAUCACAGAACCAUCAUGAAAACUGUAAAAAUUGAGCAGCACCAUUCGUUUUUUUUUUUUAGAUCGGACCACACCAUAAGGAGUUUGGAAUGCACAAUUUCUUUUAUAUAACACCAAAUUGUGUUGAUGAUACAGCUAACAGAAAGUGUUAUAAUACAACUAAUCGGUGUUGAAGUAUAAUACCUUGAAUUUAGCAUUGGUGUAAAUUGAUUUGGAUGGUCCUCUCAGUACACAGACUGGUGUAGUGUAAGCAUUACUGGUUUUACAGUGUAUAAAUGAUGUUGAGAAAACCAGGAGGAUGGGUUGUUAUAUGGUUCGCGCAUGCGCAAGGAGCCGUGGCCAACUGGUCCAAGG